GGGUAAAACCGGAAGCGGCAAUAUUGGAGAUCGAUGCACUCUCGCGGAGAAUAUAUAAAGACGCUUUUCAAGCCAAAGAAUAAUUUAGUUCCAUGACUUAAUCUUUGCUCAUUGAAAUAUAUUUUGGAAAUUGAUAACGCAACAACGCACACCAUCGCUUGAAAAUGCUCCCUGUUAAAAUAAUAACUGUUCUUUCGUGCAUUGUAUCCUGUAUCGCCGAGACAGAGAUUCUAAUAGGGAAAGAGGAUGACAUAGACAUGGCCCAAUGUUUGAAAAACGAGAGAAUAUCAAAGAUUUGUCUGAAAUGUAGCUCGUUUCCGUUUUAUGCGAUUCCGUCUUUAGACACGUGCUGUUCAGACAAAAGCGCAUUCCUCCUAUGCGAGGCUUGUGUUAACGACCAAGAUUCUUGUGAAGUAUUGAUGAAAGAAAUAGAAGAACUUGAUUCUUUAUCUGAAGACAGGAAUGGUAAUGAUGAUUACUAUGACGGAAUAGAUACUUUUGAGGAUUCAGGUGAAGAGCUGGAAUAUCCUGAUGCUUAUUCGAUGGCACACCGAUCUCCUGUAACAAACACUGUUGAGAAACGGUUUGGAAAGUUGUUUGUUAACAGAAAUCCAAAACGGUUCGGGAAGAUAUUCUUUGGUAAAAGGAGUGAACAAACUGCUGACGAUAGUAGCGGAGGAAUGGACAAACGAUUUGGCCGAAUAUUUAUGGGACGCGGAUCCUACUUUGGAAAGAGGAGCGAAAUGAAUAAACGUUACGGUACACUAUUCACGACGUCAAAGAACUAUUUUGGUAAACGUGUUCCAUAUUCAACAAAUAGUGAAAUUUUAGAUGAAAAUUAUAAUGACAUCGAGCCAGAAGAUUUAGACAUUUCUAAAAGGUAUGGACGAAUAUACAUGGGAAACAGAAGAAAUAAGAUGUUCGGAAAACGUUAUGGCCGUAUUUUCUUUGGAAAAAGGAGCAAUGAUUUUGAAAAGAGAUUUGGAACAAUGCAAAUGGACCGCAAUUACUUUAUGCGGAAUCCUAACUAUGGGGGCAUUGAUAAAAGAUAUGGGCGACUCUUCACCGGGAGAAACAAUUAUUAUUUUGGAAAGUGAUUCCAGAAUAGGCAUAACACUCCAAUGACUAUAGUGCCUAAAUGUUGUGGUCCAAAACAUUUAAAUCUUACAAUGUCAUUAUGCUAGAACAAAAAAAGUCUGUUUUUUUCUACCAUUAAAGAAAAAUGAGAAUGGAACGGAACGUGUAUUUAAUAAACAAAACGAAAUCAAAAAGCUAUGACAUUAGAAAUAUCAUUGAUGGAUAUGCAGGGCAUGUAUUGGUACUCGUUAUAUAUAAAGGACAUGUUGCAGUACUCCAAACUGGAUUUGAAGCAAUUUUAAUGCAUAUGAACAAGCAUAUUUACAGUUAACUAAUUUUAACGUAGUCGAGUGUCUUGUGCUAGUUUUGUUUCAUAAACAACAAUGUAAAUUUUUAUUGGGAUCUCUUUUAAAAAAAAGAUACACUUAUUGCAGUAAAUCAAGUUAGUCUUCAGCUAUAUUUAAACUGAUUAUUCACUAUUUUACCAUAGACUAUUAUUUAACUGCAUUAGAAAUAGAAUUGAUAAAACAAUUUUAAAAUAGUUCUCAGAAGACUUCAUAUAAAUAUAUUCCAAAUGUAACACACUCUUAACGAUACAAACCUUCAAGGAUACUUUACAUCUUUACAUACAAACGUAACCGACUUUAGUGGAACAAAUAUUGGUUUGUGUGCAUUUAUUUGUAUCAGCACUGAGCAUUUGUCAAAAAAAACGAGACAGUGCUAUACACCGGGCCGAUAACUUAUUCAAAAACAGCUAGAUUGUGCUGGCUUUAUUUAAUAUGUUUUCUCUCUAUAUUCUUUCACUCGGUUUCUCUCUUUCGAUCGCCCUGAAUCUGCACUGUCAGAUGAUGGCUUUUGCGUCCUGUGUGGCUGUAUAUAUCAUUACCUGUUAUUGUCAGACUCUAUCAAAUAAAACGUCUUUACAGUGAAAACAGGUCGCCCAACACGACAAAAAUGAAAAUGUUGCAGGCUCGGUUUAAUUGAAACAGAGGGUCGGUUUAACUGAAACAGUCUGCUAUUACUUUGUUCCGUUUCAUGCUAUUUUUCCAAAUGACAUUCUUACCUAUUCUAUGUGUAUAAUUUUAAACAAUCCGAAUAUAUUUACUUUUCAAUGUCAAAAACUAUUUGAUAUGACCGAAAUACAUUAUGUUUUCAUCUUUUUCUGUCCAAUCUGUCUGUGAAGACCACAUUUGAAAAAUAAAAGUAUAGUUUUUUUAGGACUGGGACGAUUACUCGGUUAAUCGGAUCCGAUUCGAUUUCUAGAUGAAACCGAUUUUAAUUUUGCAAAACAUCACGAAUUGUACUUUAUCUUUAUACAUUUCUUUGACUAGCAAAUAGACCCGCAGUAUAUUUCCGCUAAAACACAUUGAACAUAGUCAAUAGUCUCGGAUUUGCCUGUCGUGAUAUGUGUAAAAUAAAGUACACCAAUAUAUGACUUAUUAAUUAUCACAUUGUUUGCAAAGGAUAAAGUUCGUAAGUUCCUAAUGUAAUCAGCUCCUGGAAGUACCUUGAUACCGUCGUCAGGAAAGAAAACAGUAUUUUCAAUAUGGCGACCGAUUAACCGGUUUGGUUCGAUUUCAUACAAAAGAUUAACCGGUUUCAAAAUUUUGAAAUCGUCCCAGCCCUAGUUUUUUUGACAGGUAGUUUAUCGACAUAGGUAAGUCUACGCUUUUUACAUAUUCGGGCACAUUUUCAUGUAAUCUCGUCAGGCAUAUGUAUGUUUUUGACGACACAGAAAACGACGUCACUCGACCUUCAGCUAUUCCCGGAAGUAAAGAAAAUGAAAGUCAACAGACUAAACUUAACGAAAGUCGCAUUUGCAUUGGUCAAUAGUCAGGGGUCACGAGCAGGGGUCACCCCGUCUAAAUGUAUACGCAUGGACUUCUUUUUAUUUGCUAUUGGGGAGUCAAUUUUCAGCAAUUUCUAACAAUUUGAAAAUGCCUUGGCUUUAGCAUGAUAUGUCAGCUUUUCAUCUAUGAAAACAUAUUUAAAUAAACACUAAUCCCACAGGGUCCGUAACGGAGCAAGGGUAUAUGGAGAUUUUUGAAACUUCGUCAAAUCGUUCAAAAGGUCCUUUAUGAUGUUGUUUCACACACAGACUGAAAGUGUCAGUAUAUGCCUCGGACGUCAGAUAUUUCCGUAUUUGAGAGCUGCAGACCUAGACAUUUCAAAAAAUGAUUUCAAAAUAAAUUUCGUGUAAUAAAUGUUGAUUCUACGGAAGUGUGAAAGGACCAUCAGACGCUAAUACGUUUUAUUAUGUUACAGAUGCGGAAAGGAUAUUAGAAGACAAAAUUCUGACCUUUAUAAGCAGAUUUAUGAAGUACGUUUAUUUUUGCUAUAACAAAAUUCCACUUAAGCCAGUGUUAGGAGACAUGAUGGGUGUUACACGUCUCAUUACCUCAUAUGAACUAACUCAAUAAAACCGAGUCUGCUG
Molecule: messenger RNA, 3511 nt
Organism: Mercenaria mercenaria
Lineage: Eukaryota; Metazoa; Mollusca; Bivalvia; Venerida; Veneridae
Exons: 2
Coding region: 165-1097 (310 amino acids)
Source: RefSeq, a predicted model, not a curated record